Dissoconium aciculare CBS 342.82 is the source of this 813-nucleotide messenger RNA. RefSeq names its product eukaryotic phosphomannomutase. Gene Ontology annotation, biological process: GDP-mannose biosynthetic process; mannose metabolic process; protein N-linked glycosylation. The transcript is spliced from 3 exons. The record is from RefSeq and is a predicted model, not a curated record. Lineage: Eukaryota; Fungi; Ascomycota; Dothideomycetes; Mycosphaerellales; Dissoconiaceae. Bases 1 to 813 code for a protein of 270 amino acids. Gene Ontology annotation, cellular component: cytosol. Gene Ontology annotation, molecular function: phosphomannomutase activity.
AUGGCUGCCGUUGCCACAAGUGUCGUUCCCUUGCUUGCGGACCGUCCGAUCAAAAACACGAUCGUGCUCUUCGAUGUCGACGGCACCCUCACACUUGCUCGCCAGUUCGUCAAACCCGAAGUCCUUCAAGUCCUCUCUGCCCUCCGCCACAAAGUCGCCAUUGGAUUCGUCGGCGGUUCCGACCUCGCGAAACAGCAAGAGCAGCUCGGCACUUCGUCUAUUCCAGUCACCAACCUUUUCGACUUCUGCUUCUCAGAGAAUGGCUUGACUGCAUUUCGAAUGGGUCAGCCGUUAGCCAGCACCAGCUUCAUUAAAUGGAUUGGCGAGGACCAAUACAAAAAGCUGUCUUCCUUCAUCCUCCACUACAUCGCAGAUUUGGACCUUCCGUUCAAGAGAGGCACAUUCAUCGAGUUCCGCAACGGAAUGAUCAACGUCAGUCCCGUGGGCCGUAACUGCAGCAUUCCGGAGCGAAUUGAGUAUGAGAAAUUCGACCUCGAGCACAAGAUUCGCGAAAAGUUCAUCGAGGCGAUCAAAAAUGAAUUCCCCGAUCUCGGUUUGACCUUCUCGAUCGGUGGCCAGAUUUCAUUCGAUGUCUUCCCCCAGGGUUGGGACAAGACAUACUGCCUCCAGCACAUCGCCGCAGAAAAGGAGCAGCCCGGCGGCGUCGACUACACCACCAUCCACUUUUUCGGCGACAAGACCUACAAGGGCGGCAACGACUACGAGAUCUACGAGGACCCGCGAACCAUUGGUCACUCGGUCACGACGCCCGACGACACUAUUGCCGAGUUGCGCAAGCUAUUCGAUGUCUAA